Darwinula stevensoni is the source of this 3255-nucleotide messenger RNA. The record is from the annotation of a GenBank genome assembly. NCBI's taxonomy places the organism in Eukaryota, Metazoa, Arthropoda, Ostracoda, Podocopida, Darwinulidae.
GACAAUAUGGCGUCGACCUAUGGACCAUAGGAAGUAGUAGCAGGCCUAACCUAAUGUGAAGCAUCAGAAAACUUGGAAUAUGGCUUUGGACAAGAACUCUCCUGCUUCAUCAGAGCGCGAAAUCUGAAGUUCCUCAAAACCUCUCGCCAAAAUAUUGGGCCAGAUGUGUUCCCCCAUGGAGGACGUAACUAGAGAGAAGAUACACAACCUGCUGGGACAUUUCAGCAAGAACCUCUAUCGAGCAAAAGAUUCCAGCCAAAUCGCCCAAGAAGCACUGCAGCUGUCAUUAAGCCUCAUGAAUCGUGAUUAUUCUUGCAUGGUAGUGGGAAAUGCAAGUGGAGAAUUAUCUGCUCACUAUCCAAGUCAGCUCAUUGUGAUCGAAUAUGAGAAGGCUAAUUCCCAAAAGUCCAUGUGGGGAGAGUCCAUCAGUUCUGAGACAAUUUAUGAAAGCAUACUGGACCCAACCCGAGUGAAAGACCUAAUUUCCAAAGCAAGAUUUGCACGUUGUCGAGCUAGAUUCCCUGUUCCUGUGAUAUUCUUCCAAGGAAGGCACAUCUGCAGAUCAGCAACCCUCUCAGGUGGUCCAGAAAUCUAUGGAAGAUCAGGACUCAACUUCUUCUUUGGGAAAGGUUCUGAAGAGGCUACUGAUCUUGAGACCUGUGAUGAAAUUCCUGUUCCACAGACACAGACAGAGUGGCAGUUAUUUGACAAAGUGCGCAGCCAUGACAUCAGACUGCUGAAAACUCUCUCUGUAGGAACAAUUGUUGACUUGAUGCUUGAGAAGAAAAAAGUGAAGUUUGGGCUAUAUGUGACAUCAUCAGAAAAAGUUGAUCGAGAAAAUCGAUACAAUGAUUUUGUCAUCAUCUCCCUCCCUUAUCCUGGUUGUGAGUUCUUCAGUGAAUUUCGGGACAAUGGUUACAAUGCAGAGUCGCUGAAGUUUGACUGGAAUCAGAAUACAGUGGAUGUUCAGCUUUCCCUGCCUCAAGAUUCAGUUGCUGCAUCACUGGACAUCAAGUGGUCUCAGUACAAGACAUGGGAUCUUGUUCAGUUGACUCAAAGCUACCUCCGUCUGAUAUUGCGACAAUUGCAAGAGGGACAGACAGGGAUUUUGUUGCAUUGUAUUAGUGGUUGGGACCGUACACCUCUUUUCAUCUCACUGAUUCGUCUUUCACUCUGGGCAGAUGGCCAUAUCCAUAAGAGUCUGUCUCCUCUGGAAAUACUCUAUCUCACUCUUGCUUAUGAUUGGUUUCUCUUCGGGCAUGACAUGGCAGAUAGAUUGAGCCGUGGGGAAGAGGUUCUCUUUUUUACAUUCUAUUUCCUCAAGUUUAUCACAGGAGAAGACUUUGUAGUCACCACCAGGCAAAGGACCCCUCGCUUGGGAUAUCUCCGCAAUGAUUCAGAUGUCCUCCUAGAUGGAGGUGUUUUAUUGGAUGGAGACUUGAAGGGUUCCAACACAUCAUUGAAUUCAUCCUCAAGCUCUCUGAGCACCAGGAGUCAAGAAAAUCCUCCUCUCUUCUUCAGUGCUUCUGAAGAAGAUCCUCCAUGUGGAUCUUGGCAGAUUAUCUCAGGAACUGGGAGCAUCCGAGGUUCCACAUCAGACUCCAGUUCUGUUCACUCUCGCAACUCAGCAUGUGGAGUAUGUAGUGAAGGGCAAGAAUCUAUUGAGUCCUGUUCUACAUUGGUUGGAGAUAAUUCAAAUUCUGCAUCAAUAUCAGAACAUCUCUUCAAGAGACAAGAGUGUCUAAAUGCAGUAAGGAGUACUUUCUAUCAACUAUAUUGCUCUUCAGUUGGUUUCACAUUCCGCAAUGGUCCUCCAGAACCAGCUGGAUUUGGAACAUUGUUAGAGAAUUUUGCUGAACGUGUGGGAUUCCGUGCAGCACCAAGGACAUGCCCUCCAUGAUGGGAAAAAGGAGAGAGAGAACAGUUUCUUCUUCACCCUAGUCAAUGCUCAGCUGGGUUCAUGCAAUGAAUAAACUCUUGUGUCCACUGGGUUCUUCUGGUCUUUCCAAUCCUCAUCCAUCCUUGUGAAGUGGAAGGAAGCAUUUAGUUACCAUCCCCACUUUUUUGUCCCUUACCAACUUGUCACUCAUACCCCCUCUGGCACGUUUAUGUGUCUUGUUGGUGCUUCCAAGAAGAAAGAAAAGUUGUAGUUGAAUUUCAUACAACCCAGUCAUACAUGUUAUAUGAUGAACCCAUUGAUGAUGUCAUCAUAUCAUUAUAUCCCCCUCCUGAGCUUAUUCUGCUGCAUGGGUGUGUUCACAUGUUUUCAAGUUUUUGUUUUUAAGUAAUAUUGUGAUUACAUUGUAUUCAUGGUUCAUUGCAAGAUCCCACUAAGCAUUUAAUCUUUUUUAUGUAUUUACCACAAUGCAUACUUUGCAUAGAUGCAACCUCAGUGGGAACUAGUUUCUUGAUGCCUGAGAAUAAUGCCCAAACUGACUUAUUUUGGUUUACCAGGGUUAUGAUACCUCUGAUUAAGUCUUUUUUUUUUUUGGUAAAGAGAUAUUCUAGAUUUAAAUUUUACUCAUAAGAACUGUUCAUAUCCAUGUGGAUUUUCGGAUUAAGUUGGGGGAUUAUUUUGUUACUUUUAUAAAGUACCUUCAUUUCAUGUAGACCCAUUGACAUGGGUUGGUAUCCCUCAAAAGUUGGAUGUUUUUCCUUUUUAGGGGUGCAUGGAACUAGGCUGUUUAAAACCUGGUGCAUGCUCCCCUUUGAUUUUCUUCAUAGGCUCUUCUGAUUGGUAAAGCCGCUGAUUUUUUUUCUCUUCUGGUCACUACUCUACUCAGCCAAUAUUUUCUAAUAACAAUCUUCCAUUGUUUCCAGAGAACAGGUAUUAACCCUUUGUGAUCCACUGUUGGAUAUGGUCUGACAAUCUACAUAACGUUACAAAUAAAGGGAUCACAAAGGGUUAAACCUUUUUGAGGGUAAAUGUAUGCUUUGGUGUUGUGCUUACAACACGAGGGUCACAUAAGGAGCUAGGCUGAAAAGUGCCUUGGUAUAAUAAGUUGCAUGAAAAAUGCCAACUCUAUUGAAAUAAAAGUUGAGAGGGGAAUAUGACUCAAGAAAUCAAGGUCAUGAACCUUAACAAAAUAUGGUGCUCAUUUUAGCUCAGAAAGCUCAUAUGCCCACUCCUUUCACCCACAAUUGUCCAUCUUUGACUUACUAUAUUGUGGCCAUUCAGUAUAAAAGAGGUAUCCUCCAUAAUCCAGCAUCCCAAACAUGUACUGAAAAAUUAUACCAAGCAGUAUAUAUUCAAGU